AUGAUGCGGAAUGGCACUAGAUGUUGCAUGCAAAGGCGAUCGAUAUCGAUAAGCCAUGCCUCCAUCCCCAACUCAUUGCAUUCCAUCAAGGGCAAAAUUGAUCCGGACGACAUUGUAAACCUCAACAAGACCUCCACGGACCCCAUAAACAUCCAGCCCGUCGAGCUGCUAGCCUCGUACCAGAGUCUCGAAUUUGCCAAGCUCAACGCGUUGGGGACCCCGCCCACCAUACUAUCUGUGCACUUGCCGCCAUCCGUGCCGAUAUACUUGAGACGCGGAUCGCUACUCUCGAUUUACGGAAUCCAAUCGCAUAAAUCCUCGAGUUCAGGCGGGCUUUCGACAACGGCAGCAGCACUGACUAUUCGAAAUACACUAGAGUUCCCGCUAUGGUGGGACAGAUUUGCCUUUAAUGGGGGGAAAGUGUUGGGAUACCAGAAACUAGUGUCAACGGUGCCUAUAUCCACACUCGUGAGCAGUAAAAACAACAGCAAGAGCAACAGCGAAAAGUCCUUUGUGAGCUUGGUGCUUGACGGAUCGACCGAUUGGGCCAUCUUGAACAAGGACGCCAUACAGGCGUACACGGGGAACUCGUUAUCUGUGAGCAUGCACAAAUUCCCUAAACGUGUCUCGCGAAGCUUGGCGCGGGACUUGAAGAUCAGUAGGAAGGGCACGGGACUUCGGAGCUUUUUGCAUCGAGGAUACACCUUGUUGAGCGGGAGGGGCCAAGUUGGCGUGGUCGGAAACGGCGGCGUGUACCAGUUGGAAUUGGUUGAAAAUGAAGAGAUUUUGAUUCGGAAAAGCGCGAUUUUGGGCAUCACCGUCAAUGGGCCAUUUGACAUUGAGAAUUGCAUAUUGGAGAAUGGCAGUUUUGGGUCCAACAAUGAUUUGGAACCCAAAAAUGCCGAUAAGCCAAAGCAAGUGGACGUAGAGGCGGAGACCAGUACUCAGAGUAGCCCCACCUUGGUUCUGCCGUCUGCUUGGGAGCAAAUUGUGGUCCAAACGAAGAAUUUCGCUUACUGGCUGAGAGUGGCGUGGGCUAGAACUAAAGCAUUAUUUUCCACCAUGACUGCAAAGACGAAUGCUUUCCUUUUGGGGAAUGACGAUUUUGUAAAGGUGUUUGGCCCAAGAAACUUGCUUAUACAAUCCGGCACAAGGGAACUCAGGAGAGGUGUUUUGGGAAGAAUUGGCGAGUCCAAGCCAAGGGAGACAGUUGUAAAUGAAAAAUUAUUAGUCCAUGUUGAACCCAAGACGAGCCAAGGAGAGGCAGCAGCGUACACUCCUGGUGACUACUUGAGUUAUGUUACAAUUGACCCAGAAAAGGGAGCCACUUUCCAAAACACCCCAAAUUUCAAAGAUUCUAUUCAGCAGGGAAAAAGUAGCUAA
This is a messenger RNA of Lodderomyces beijingensis, 1383 nucleotides long. Lineage: Eukaryota; Fungi; Ascomycota; Pichiomycetes; Serinales; Debaryomycetaceae. The record is from the annotation of a GenBank genome assembly.